This is a messenger RNA of Cajanus cajan (pigeon pea), 1747 nucleotides long. RefSeq names its product Protein phosphatase 2C family protein. The record is from RefSeq and is a predicted model, not a curated record. Gene Ontology annotation, biological process: protein dephosphorylation. Lineage: Eukaryota; Viridiplantae; Streptophyta; Magnoliopsida; Fabales; Fabaceae. Gene Ontology annotation, molecular function: protein serine/threonine phosphatase activity; cation binding.
AAUUGUCCCCUGGAGAGGAAAGUGAAGAAGGUGUUUGUGAAUAAUUUGAAAAGGGAAAAGCAUUGAAAACAACAUCAGCAAACAGAGUCUUCCCCACACCAUCCUCUCCCCACAAGAGAAUUAGCCCGUCCAUGUUCCUCUACCACCGAACACACCCCGCCACCACCUCUCGCUAACGUGCGCCCCUUCCCAUACCCUGCGCCCUUCUUUUUCCUUCCCCCUCCCUUCAUAACCGUCUCUCUCUCCCCUCUCUCCCACUCAGAUUCGCAGGAUCGGAGCGGUUCCGGCGUCGUGGGCGUUAGGGUUAGGGUUUCCGAGAGAUGUGGUAUGCUCCUGGCAUUCAUGAAUCUUUUCUCGCUGUGUUGGAAGCCCUUUGGCCGCGAUGCUGAUCGAAUCGACUCUAUCGGAGUCAUCGGAAGCAGCUUCGGCGCCAAGGACGGCUUGCUCUGGUUCCGCGACGUCGGAAAAUAUGCCUCCGGCGAUUUCUCCAUGGCCGUCGUUCAGGCCAACCAGGUCCUCGAAGACCAGAGCCAGAUCGAGUCUGGUCCUCUCGGCACCUUCAUCGGCAUUUACGACGGUCACGGAGGCCCCGACGCCUCCCGCUACGUUUGCGAUCACUUGUUUCGCCAUUUUCAAGCAAUAUUGGCUGAGUCAGGCGGGGUUGUGACGACUGAGACAAUUGAAAGGGCGUUUCGCCAAACGGAAGAGGGGUACACUGCCCUUGUGUCAAGUUUGUGGAAUGCUCGACCUCAAAUUGCAAGUGCUGGGACCUGUUGUCUGGUUGGAGUGAUAUUUCAGCAGACACUCUUUGUGGCAAAUGCGGGUGAUUCUCGCGUUGUAUUGGGUAAGAGAGUAGGCAACACUGGAGGUAUGGCUGCAAUUCAGCUGUCUACGGAGCACAAUGCAAAUCUUGAGGCUGUUAGACAGGAGCUCAGAGAAUUACACCCUCAUGAUCCCCAAAUUGUUGUCCUCAAACAUGGAGUGUGGAGAGUAAAAGGCAUUAUUCAGGUUUCUAGAUCCAUAGGUGAUGUAUAUUUGAAACAUGCACAAUUUAACCGGGAACCACUUAAUGCAAAAUUCAGACUUCCUGAACCUAUGAACAUGCCUAUCUUGAGUGCUAGUCCCACUAUAAUUUCUCAUGCUCUCCAACCAAAUGAUUCCUUCCUUAUAUUUGCAUCAGAUGGUUUAUGGGAGCACCUGAGUAAUGAAAAGGCUGUGGAUAUCGUAAACAGCAAUCCUCAUGCAGGUAGUGCGAAGAGACUUAUCAAGGCUGCCCUCCACGAAGCAGCAAGAAAACGAGAAAUGCGAUAUUCAGACCUGCGCAAGAUUGACAAGAAGGUUCGACGGCAUUUUCAUGAUGAUAUAUCUGUUAUUGUUAUAUUCUUGAAUCACGACCUUAUUUCCAGAGGCACACUGCUAGACCCUCCACUUUCACUUCGAAGCGCACUCGAUCACUGACUUUUAUGAUUGAUGAUAGUAAGCAAGUUUUUGAAGAUAAGCCAUUCGCAGGACCUGCCUUGCUACAAUAUGCCAUUCUGUGCCACAUUCGGCUUCCGGUACAGACAUCAGGCACGAGAAUUUAUUAAGUUAUAACAAAUUAGAAAUUUAUUCAUGAAGAGGAAAAAAUAAAAAUAUCAAAUAUCUUGUUCCCUUUUCUAACUUUAUAGUUUUACCCGAAAGACUGGAUUUUAUUUAUUUAUUUAUUUAUUUUGCUGAUCAUAGCUAAUCAAGCACCAUGUUUAUUCAA